Molecule: messenger RNA, 3518 nt
Organism: Artibeus jamaicensis (Jamaican fruit-eating bat)
Lineage: Eukaryota; Metazoa; Chordata; Mammalia; Chiroptera; Phyllostomidae
Gene: TSPYL1
Product: TSPY like 1
Exons: 1
Coding region: 92-1405 (437 amino acids)
Biological process (GO): nucleosome assembly
Cellular component (GO): nucleus; chromatin
Molecular function (GO): histone binding; chromatin binding
Source: RefSeq, a predicted model, not a curated record
GUGGGUGGUACCAGCGGUCGGUUUACAGCUUGCGCGGCUGCAGUGAGUAAGAGACGUUCGUUACUCCGCGGUUGUUCUGGUUGUUACCAACAUGAGCAGCCUGGAGGGGGUCGACAGGACCCUUCCCCUGCAGACCUGCCGCUCCACUACUCCCGACCGUGCUCCAGGAGACCGCGUCCCGGACCCGCGCCUGGAGCUCUGCGAGGAAACCGUGGCGUCACAGGUGAUGGCGGAGACGGGUGAGCGAAGCUUGGAGGCCGUCUUACUCCCACAGCCCCAGCUCCCAGAGGACGGGGAACCCUCCCACGACCCCGCGGGCUGUAGCCUUAUUCCCCAGAUCCAAGGCGGUGGGGAUCGCGGUGACGGAGCGACUGAAGCGGGGCUAGAAGAGGCUCCACUUCCCGCCGGGGGCCUGGAAGCCAAGUCUGUGUCCAUGGCAACGGACAACAGCCAGAACAAUGGCUGUCAGCUUGGUGAGCCUCGCGGCCCGGGUGCGGAGGAGGCCUUAGAAACCUGUGUCGCGCAGAGCUCGGGGUCCGAGGUGGUGGCCGAGGCUAAGGCCAAGGGAGUGAACAUUGAAGUGAACACCGUCUCCUCAGGAGCAGUGGCUGAUGGAGUGAUGGAAAAGGAAGGAGUGAAGGAGGAGAAAGUAGUGGAGCAGGCGAUGGAGGUGGAGAAGCCCGUAGGUGAAGAAAUGAAAAUGGCGGAGGAAAACAGACUGGUAGAGGAGGUGAAGGAGGAGGCAGGGCCUCAGCCCCUGAAUAUGAAUCUUCGCAUGAACCCUCUGGAAGCCAUCCAGCUGGAACUGGACACUGUGAAUGCUCAGGCUGACAGGGCCUUUCAACAACUGGAGCAAAAAUUUGGACGGAUGCGUCGACACUACCUGGAGCGGAGGAACUACAUCAUUCAGAAUAUCCCGGGCUUCUGGGUCACGGCCUUUCGGAACCAUCCCCAGUUGUCCCCCAUGAUUAGGGGCCAAGAUGCAGAGAUGUUAAGAUACAUCAUCAAUUUGGAAGUGAAAGAAUUCAGACACCCGAGAACUGGCUGCAAAUUCAAGUUCUUCUUCCGAAGAAACCCCUACUUCAGGAACAAGCUGAUUGUUAAGGAGUAUGAGGUCAGAGCUUCUGGCCGAGUGGUGUCUCUCUCCACUCCAAUCGUAUGGCGUAGGGGCCAUGAACCCCAGUCUUUCAUUCGCAGGAACCAAGAUGUCGUCUGCAGUUUCUUUACCUGGUUUUCAGACCACAGCCUUCCAGAGUCUGAUAGGAUUGCUGAGAUUAUCAAAGAGGACCUAUGGCCAAAUCCUCUGCAAUACUACCUGCUGCGUGAAGGAGCCCGCAGAGCCAGACGUCGCCCAAUAAGGGAGCCAGUGGAGAUCCCCAGACCCUUUGGGUUCCAGUCUGGUUAAACUGCUCAUGGGACUACCCUUGCACAAGGUUCCCUAACACCUGUUGCUGGACCUGUGCUUGGGCAACAGAAAUGGGUAUGCCUUCCACUUUUUUGUUUUCCUGACAUUUCUGCAACGUUUUUUCCUGUGGACAUUUAGUUCUCUCCUCAAAGUUGAGACUUUCAUGGCCAUGCAUCUCCACUCUACACAGCCUGGCUUCUCCACUUCUCUACAGCCUUCAUGCUGUUCUGCCUUACUACCACAUGCUGCAUGGCCAUGAAUCACAUUACUGCUAAGCCAAGGAGUGAUGCUGUAAAUUCCACUGCCUUUAUGUGCCCUGCUUGGACCCUGUUUGUUUCCAGGGCCUCUGGUCUGACUCUUACCACCUGGAAUUAUAGCUUUAUCUAGGAAUGCAUUCUACCCCUUCUGCUCUACAUUGCAGGCUUUUGGCCUGUGGACAUUUCCAGGACAUUAAUGCUGUAUCAAGGCAGAGCAGCAGUGGGCCCCUUGGUCUUUGUGAUUUAUGUGACUCCUUUGCCCCCCUUGCACAUCUCCUACUUCAUGUUGCCUCUUCUGGCUGUGCCCACUGCUCUUGACUGCUGCCUGCGUACUGGAGGAACAUCUUUUCCAGACCUUUGUCUGCCCCUCUCAUUUUUGGUAAACCAUAAUCCCCAGAACUGGUGGUACACCCAAGUUUCCUUCUAGCACAGUUUCCUUUCCAGCCCUUCCAUUCCUCUACCCAAAAGACAUCUUGAAUCAUCACCCCCCUUUUCCUGGACCCCCAUCAUCCAGGAACCCUACUGUCAGGCAAGCGAAUGAAGUGACAGGAUAGACCUUUUCAUCAUGACAAGAAUAAGGAUGGUGCCCAGGCUUUCUCAGCCUCAACUAGUGAAUUUACAUGAAACCUAGGUACCUCUUCGUACCUCCUUUUCUUAUCCUGAACAUGAUUGUCAAGAUAGCAGUAUACUUUCUUUCUGUGUCCCUUAAUCUCAAAAUAAAGAUAGCUUAGAAAUACCUGCAAAAAACAAACCUUUUAGUUUUAUUUAGCGCUCUCCAUGAUUUCCAGGGACAGGUUGUCUUGUAAAAUAGAGUGCCAGAGCUCACAAACUCUUCCCUUUGCUUUCUUCCCCAGCUCCCCAGAACCUGGAGGAUUUAAGGGAGACAGAUUUAGAUGGAAUGAAAAGUGUUACCUAGUUCAUAAUGGGUAGAAGAACUUAAAAGAGGUUGUGAUUGGUGCCUUAAGCAGGGGAAACUGAUCAAAACACUAGGCAAAUGGGUUGCAGGCCAGUUCCCAGUAGGGAACACAGGAGAGGCAACCACACAUUAAUGUUUCCCACUCUCCUUCUCAUCCCCUCUCUCUAAAAAAUAAAAUAUUUUAAAAAGCAAACAAAAAAAGAACCAGGCAGAAAUGAGCCAGGUGAAAAUAGGGCCUAAAAUUAAGACUUGUUGACUAAGAAUGUUUAAGGAAAAGGUUCCCCUUGCUCCCCAUGUUAGUGAUGGGAGGAGAAAUAUUUUUGUUUUAGAAUUUCCAUGGGAGAAUUGAAGGAGACGGUGGAGUGUUAAAUAUGUUGCUGAGAGAAUAGUUCUUUAAAGAAACAUGAACAACUUUAGAUGCUUUCUCUUGUUUUUAUUUGAUUUGACUUAACUUAUGCAGAUUAAUAUUGUGUCCUUUAUUUAACUGUCUGCAGUAUUUAGUAAAAUCCUGUUAUUAGUUUCUGCUUACUUGGAAAAUUGAGCUGUACAGGCUUUCUUUGCUUUCAUUUAGCAACAUUUAAAAAAAUAACAAUCUUAUGUUCCAGUAGGAAAUACAGACUUAAAUGAAUAUUCAUAAUGGUUUUCCAGUUGUUCUUGUUUCUGUCAAAACUGCAUUUUUAGAAAUUUAAAUAACCUGAACUUGUCAGAUUCUCAAGACUUUGGAAAUUGUUAUCUUCAUGGGAAAAUUACCUGGGGAAAAUAUGUAGCUUGAUUGUCUUACUUGAUAAUUGCUCUGGUAACAACUUAGUAAUUGUGUCUCUUUUCCUAAAUAGCUUAAAUACUUGGGAGAUUGUUCUUGUCAAAUUAGAAUUGUAUCACUAGCAUAUUUAUCUUUCCACAUGUGCAUGAUGAUAAAAUAAAAACAUGUUAUAUUCUGUGA